Molecule: messenger RNA, 483 nt
Organism: Aplosporella prunicola CBS 121167
Lineage: Eukaryota; Fungi; Ascomycota; Dothideomycetes; Botryosphaeriales; Aplosporellaceae
Exons: 1
Coding region: 1-483 (160 amino acids)
Molecular function (GO): protein binding
Source: RefSeq, a predicted model, not a curated record
AUGGCGCGGUUCCUGCUCGACCGCGGCGCGAACCCGCACACGACGGAUUUCACGCACACGCGCAUCCUGAAGCCGGUGGCCGUCGCCGCGCAGCUGGGCCACCUGGCCAUCGUCAAGCUCCUGCUAAAGCGCGGCGCGGACCCGAACCACCACUUCAAGAAAUACGCGCGGUCGACGGCGCUGCAGCUGGCUGCGAGCCGGGGGCACGUGGGCGUCGUUCACGCCCUGCUGGACGCGGGCGCCGACAUGUACUGCGCGGAGAGUCCGCUGCGGAUGGCGGCGGAGCGGGGGCAGGUGGAUGCGGCGAGGGCGCUGUUGGAGCGGGGGUAUGAUGUUCAGAGGGGAGGUGGGGGAGUGGCUGACGCCGAGGGGGAGUUGGGCCGCGAAGCCGUUUUCGUGGCUUGUGUUGGCGGACAUGUUUCCAUGGUGAGGUUGCUGGCGCAGUGGGGGGUGCGAUAUCAGGGGGAGGUAUGCCUGGCAUGA